AUGCGGAAUGACCCGUCCUCCUUGUCCACCCGCGAGAGGUCAGAGCCCUCGCCUUCUACUCCCGGGACGCCCCCAGCCGGGCGACAUCUGCGCAUCUGGGCCGUCGGAGAUCCAGCACCUCCGGGAGUAGGUCCACUCGCAGCUCGGCCCUUCCAGGUGAUGGUGCGCGGCCACCGAGGCCCCUGGCGCGCAGGUGUGGGCUCCCCAAGCUGGGCUGGUGUGGGGGCUUUGGGUAACGGGCUGGCAGCCGCAGAAACCAAACCCUGCACUCUCUGGAAGACUCCAGACUCCGUGUCCUCCACCACUAGGAGCUUCUGGAAGCAGUUCCCCGACCGAAUUGGCUCAAAGAGGGAUACGGGGAGAUCUGCGAACCCCGAUGGAGGAGCUCCUGGCUUUAAGCUGAGCAGGAAAAAAUGGGCCCCUGAAGCUCGCGCGUGGGGUCCCAGGAUGCCUCCGGCCACGCCCGGCUGGCCCCAGUCCCCGCCUGGCCGCUUCCCGCNUUAUUGCAAAGCUCAUGGCGCCGCGCUGCUCAGCGGCUACCAGGCCCUGCGCGCCGAGGGCUUCCUGUGCGACGUCACAUUGGAAACGGAGGGCAGCGAGUUCCUGGCGCACAGGUCUCUCCUCGCCUGCUCCAGCGACUACUUCAGGGCCCUGUUCAAGAGCCACACCCAGGAAUCCCGGGCCCGCGUGAUUCACCUGCACGUGCCGUCGGCGGCCGGCCUGCAGCGUCUGCUGGACUUCAUUUACACCGCCUGGCUACCGCUCUCCAUGGACACCGUGGAGGACACGCUGGAGGCCGCCAGCUACCUGCAGGUCACCGAGGCCCUGGGGCUGUGCGGCCGCUACUUGGAGCGCCUGCUGGCUCCGGAUAACUGCUGCUUCGCUGCCAACGUGGCCGCGCGCUUCGGCCUGGCGCACACGCUGGACGCAGCCGAGCGCUAUAUCGCGCGCAACCUGCGCGAGCUGUUGGCUCGCGGAGCCGGCGCCGUAGGGCUGCUGGAGCUCAACCCCGCGUCGCUGAGGGCCGUCCUGGGUGCCCCCGACGUGGGGGACCGCGGCGUCGUGUACAUCUCCGGGGGCAAGGCAGGGACAGGUGAAGGAGGCACGAGCAGUCUCAGGGACCUGUACUCCCUGGGCCCGGGGGAGCGGGCCUGGAGCAAGAGGGCGCCUAUGGGCACAGCGCGCUUCGGGCACCACAUGGCUGCCCUGCGCGGGGCGGUGUUCGCCUUUCUGGGGCGCUUCGAGCCCUUCUCGGAGAUCGAGCGCUACGACCCAGGCACCGACCAGUGGACUCGGCUGCGGCCACUGCCCUACGACCGCUUCUGCUACGGGCUGGCCGUGGUGGAGGAGACGGCGCUGCUGCUGGGCGGCGUCAAGUGGCGGGACUCGCGCCAGGUGCCCACCCGCAACGUGGUGGGCUACGACCUGGACCGCGACCGCUGGGAGGACAUCGGCUGCGCGCUGCCCUGGGCCUGGAGCGGCCUGCAGUGCGCGGUGCUGCAGCUGGCCGAGGGCCGCGUCCGCUUCGGCCUGGUGCCCCCCGACGUGCUGGGGCCCGUGUACUCUGGCUCCGGCCUCGUGCUGCCCGCUCGCGUCAAAGGCCUCAUCAUCCAGGCCCUCACUUACCACAGGGCGCCCUCGCGCCAGCCGCUCUUGCAGGGCGAGCAGACCAGCGUCCGGAGCCCGCAAACCCGCAUCUUACUGGUGGGGGGGCGCAGGGCAAGGGAGGCGGUGACUGAGGAGGUCGCGGUCCCCCAGGGGGCGGGCAGGGGGGCCGCAGUGGAGCCAGAGGGGGAAGAGGAGCAGUUGGAGGAGGAAGAGGAGGAGGACGAGGAGUGGGAGCUCACCCAGGACGUGGUGGCCUUCGACGUGUAUAACCACCGCUGGCGCAGCCUCACCAAGCUCCCCGCACCGCUCCUGGGGCACAGCGUGCGCAUCUACAUUUCACAAAAAUAA
Molecule: messenger RNA, 1956 nt
Organism: Miniopterus natalensis
Lineage: Eukaryota; Metazoa; Chordata; Mammalia; Chiroptera; Miniopteridae
Source: RefSeq, a predicted model, not a curated record